Triticum turgidum subsp. durum (durum wheat) is the source of this 1122-nucleotide messenger RNA. The record is from the annotation of a GenBank genome assembly. Lineage: Eukaryota; Viridiplantae; Streptophyta; Magnoliopsida; Poales; Poaceae.
AUGGGCUGUCGGUUGGUGCCAGUGAUUGCCUUCUGUCCAAAUACCACAGAAGUACACAUUUAUAAGUUUUUCACAGACAAGUGGGAGAAACUUCAUGUUCUUGCAAAGCAUGAUCAGAUAGUGUCUGGAAUAGACUGGAGUAGAUCUUCCAACAAAAUUGUGACUGUUUCACAUGAUAGAAAUUCAUAUGUUUGGACACAAGAAGGACAAGAUUGGGUACCUACGCUUGUUAUUCUCAAGCUAAACCGUGCAGCUCUAUGUGUCCAGUGGAGUCCAAAAGAAAAUAAGUUUGCUGUGGGAAGUGGUGCUAAGUCUGUAUCCAUUUGCUACUAUGAACAAGAGAAUAACUGGUGGAUUAGCAAGGUUAUUAGGAAGAAGCAUGAAUCUUCUGUUACUAGUAUCGCGUGGCAUCCAAACAAUAUACAUCUUGCAACAACUUCUACUGAUGGUAAAUGCAGAGUGUUCUCCACUAUCAUCAAGGGUGUAGAUACAAGGGGACCACACGCAGGUGCCUCAGUGGAUUGGAAAUUCGGAGAGUUGCUAGUCGUGCUUGUAACAUUUUCUCCUAUUUGGAUGCAGCAAAUUGCUCAACUUGAUCUAUCACCUACAUGGGCAUUUGGUGUAAGGUGGUCGCCAAGUGGAAAAACAUUGGCCUAUGCAGGGCACAGUUCCAUGAUUUAUUUCGUUGAUGACGUUGAAGGGUCUCCUGCUGUGCAAAAUUUGGCACUGCGUGAUCUGCCUCUCCGUGAUAUUCUUUUUGUUUCUGAAAAGAUGGCGAUUGGUGUUGGAUUUGACUGCAAUCCUUUGAUCUUUGCUGCAGAUGAGACUGGACUUUGGAGUUUUGUCAGAUAUUUGGAUGAAAGGAAAGUUACUCCAUCAACUUCAAAAGCCUCGCAGCUCUCAGAGGCCCUUGGAAAGUUGUACGGCCAAUCGAGGCAAGGGUCGAGCAGCGACACUGUCGAACCAUCGAAGCCUCGAGGCGGCGCUCAUGAGAACUGCAUAACUUGCAUCGUGCCGUUGAGAAAAGGGAGCGAGAGUAUUGUCAAACGGUUCAGCACAUCAGGGCUGGACGGCAAGAUUGUGGUAUGGGAUCUGGAAAAUCACAUCACCAUUCCAAAAUAG